Messenger RNA from Pisolithus orientalis, 1132 nucleotides. RefSeq lists its product as uncharacterized. NCBI's taxonomy places the organism in Eukaryota, Fungi, Basidiomycota, Agaricomycetes, Boletales, Pisolithaceae. The coding region runs from base 1 to 768 and encodes 255 amino acids. The record is from RefSeq and is a predicted model, not a curated record. Gene Ontology annotation, molecular function: RNA binding. Gene Ontology annotation, cellular component: spliceosomal complex. The transcript is spliced from 4 exons. Gene Ontology annotation, biological process: positive regulation of mRNA splicing, via spliceosome.
AUGCCCCGCCCCCGGCAUCUGACACCCGUGACCGCGACGUGCCGCCGCCACGCGGUCGCUCUCGUUCUCGCAGCCCAGCGGCACGCAGCAACGGCUACAAGAGUCCCUACCGCCGCAAGUCUCCCCCUCCCAGACGCCCUCCGCAUGCUCCAAUUGUAUGGUGCGCCCGAACCGUCGGCGGUGCUGGGUGUGUUUGGCCUCAGUAUCCGAACGCAAGAACGUGACUUGGACGAUGAGUUCAGUCGCUUUGGAAGAGUUGAAAAGGUUACGAUCGUUUACGACCAGAGGUCUGACCGUUCCCGCGGAUUUGGUUUCAUCAAGAUGAGUAGCACGGAGGAGGCAACACGUUGCAUUCAAGAGCUCAAUGGAGUUGAGUUAAACGGCCGCCGCAUCCGUGUGGACUAUUCGAUUACUGAUCGUCCGCAUGCACCAACUCCGGGUGAAUACAUGGGCCACCGUCGUUCUUACAGGGACACCUAUUCUGGCCGUGACUCCUACCGUGACUCUUACCGCGAUUCAUACCGCGACCGCGACCACCGUCGCCAUGAUCGUGACAGGGACCGGGAUCCCUAUGGUCGCGACAGUCGUGACUGGCGUGACCGUCGCAGUCCCGCACCUCGUAGUGGACGUUACUCACCUGAUUAUAGGAGACGCAGAAGCUACUCGAAGAGCCCUCCGAGGGGCAGCAGCCCUCGCAAGGAUUUUGACGGCCCGACGGGCAAUGGAGCUUCCAGCUCUUCCAACCAGGAAAAUGGUGGCCGUUGGUGAAGCAUAGGAUCUUGUCACAAGGGCGCAAGAGGUGCAUGCUCAAGGAUUUUUAAAAAUGGUUCAUGACGGCCGAGUGGCAGCAGACUUCAAGUUUUGCAAAUUUCUUCCAUUGUUUGUCUGAAGAUGCGAGCGCCUCGUCUUCGAUACACAAAAAUCAAGUCUCAAGUAUUUGUUCGUGAUCGACUGUUGCUUGUAUUCCGUUCCGUCCCCCAAUAUCGUGUCGCUGUUAUGUUUUGUUACCUCUACCAAGUGUUGAAGACUCCCUGGCAAGCUGACCAUUUGUCGGUAAUGCAAGCGUGAAGGCUGGCGAACAUCCAUUUAGCAAGGGUGGCAAGCUCCGCUGGUCGUGAAAUGAAGCAGAAGG